This is a messenger RNA of Naegleria gruberi, 870 nucleotides long. RefSeq lists its product as uncharacterized. The coding region runs from base 1 to 870 and encodes 289 amino acids. NCBI's taxonomy places the organism in Eukaryota, Heterolobosea, Eutetramitea, Acrasida, Naegleriidae. The record is from RefSeq and is a predicted model, not a curated record. The transcript has a single exon.
AUGAAACAAAUCCUCCCAGAAUUGUGGAUUGAAAUCUUUGUGAAUCUUUUUGAUGGUUUUAAUGAGCAGUGGCAAUUUUCAAGUAUGGCAAACUGUGCGUUGGUUUGCAAGGAAUGGCACAAGAUGUUAAAUUGGAAAAUUGAAGCAACUCAAGGUACAAACUUGAACUUGUUGAAAAUACUUGCUAAUAAGCACUCCAUUUCCAUUCUACAUGAUCCACCCACUGAUAACUUGACCGAGAAGAUGGACAUGAAAAGAUUGUUUGCUCAAAAUAUCUUGCCGUAUGAAUGUCCAAAAGAUUUUGAAUUAGUUUCAUAUAAUGGAAUGACUGGUCUCAAUUAUGUCAGUGGGGGAAUAGCAAGAAUAUUCAAAAUGAGUUUCAAUACCAAUGUAUUUGGAAUUCACUUUUUGAGAAGAAUGAUCAAACAUGAUGAGAAAAUUAGAGAAUUAUUUUCAGCUUUGAUGAAGGAAAUAAUUACCAUUGUAGCCGGUUCGGUUCCUAUUAGUUACUUAAAAACUUACGAAUAUCAGAACAUUUCCAUAGAUUGUAAUAUUAAGGAACGGUUUGAGUAUUUUACAAGUUGUGAAAGAGAAUCAUUCUAUCCACAAAUGUAUGUAGGCAGAUCAUUUGAGGAUGUCAAGCAGGAAUUUGACAACAACUUGUUUGACUUUUUGAAAAAAGUGAUUGGAGGAGAGGAAUGUGUUGAAGAAAUCUCCAACCUUGAAGAAUUUCUAGCUUUCAUUAAGAAAGAAUGUCCAAUUGUUACUGAAUAUAAAAGUUGUUUGAUUGGAAUUCUUGGGUCAUUGGCUGUAGUAUUUGUUACCAAUAGUGGAAAAUGCAUCUUUUUUGAAUACUCAGCAGAUGAUUAA